Molecule: messenger RNA, 3790 nt
Organism: Salmo salar (Atlantic salmon)
Lineage: Eukaryota; Metazoa; Chordata; Actinopteri; Salmoniformes; Salmonidae
Product: nuclear transcription factor Y subunit gamma
Biological process (GO): regulation of transcription by RNA polymerase II
Cellular component (GO): nucleus; CCAAT-binding factor complex
Molecular function (GO): protein heterodimerization activity; DNA-binding transcription activator activity, RNA polymerase II-specific; RNA polymerase II cis-regulatory region sequence-specific DNA binding
Source: RefSeq, a predicted model, not a curated record
GGGCGGGGUCUGAGUAUCAAGUUGCAGGCUAGAUUGAUUACUUUUGAAUAUUAAAGGGCAAGGAGGCCGGAGGAGAUUUUUAACUGGGACUCUGGAGCGCCACUGUUCUGCUGUUCGUCGCUUCUUCACCUCUCUUUUUUUCUUUUCUUUUUGCCCUCCUGUGUGCUGAGGCAGGGGUCAACUGAAUGACAAACGAAAGGGUCGCGGUCCUGGAGAGCGAGAGGGAGAGGAAACGAGUGAUAGGAAGAGAGGGAGAGAAAGAGGGAGACGCUCAGCUGUGGGGCAAAUGAGGGGACUUGGUCAGAGGAGAAACAGGAGAGAGGGGUGUGUGUUUAGGAGAAGGAGGGUGGUGGAGGGGAGCGGUGGAGACUCAGUUGAGGGGGAGGGGUAGAAUAAAGGGGUGGUGGUGAACGCUCUUCUCUCUGUCGGGCAGGCUAUAUGCUUUUUAAAGGCGGCGGACGGGCAGACUGCCUUUUGUCUGUUCCUGGUACCGGGGCCCAAGGAAGUUGAGGGCUACAGAGAUUUUGUGUGUCAGCCAGCCCCCCCUCUCUCUUCUACAAUGCAGAGUAGAGUACAGCCUUUCUCUCUCCUGCUCUCCCACAGCCUACUACACAGCAUGAAGGGCACAGGCGAUGCAUUUACCUGAGCAGUGAACACCUCCCUAUGCAGAAACAGCUACCCGCAGUGCAUCACUCCAAUCUGAAAAGUCACUCCUUUCUUGCACCUCGGACUCCCCUCUUGCAGAAUCUACAAGAACAGGACCUGUACAGGCAAAAUGAGGAGAUAGAGAGGGGAGAGAAAGGGGAGAGACGGAUGCAGGAGGAGAAGCGGCAGCGGAUGGUCAGUGUUGCCGACGAAGCACACGGUGCAGUGAGCAUGUCUGCAGAUUCGUUUGGCGCCGGGGGCAGCGAUGCCCAACAGAGCCUACAGUCCUUCUGGCCCCGCGUCAUGGAAGAGAUCAGGAACCUCACGGUGAAGGAUUUCCGCGUGCAGGAGUUGCCUCUCGCCCGAAUCAAGAAAAUCAUGAAGCUGGAUGAAGAUGUGAAGAUGAUCAGUGCGGAGGCUCCGGUGCUGUUUGCCAAGGCAGCUCAGAUCUUCAUCACAGAGCUCACGCUGAGGGCCUGGAUUCACACUGAAGACAACAAGAGACGCACCUUACAGAGGAACGACAUUGCCAUGGCGAUAACGAAGUUCGACCAGUUUGACUUCCUUAUCGACAUUGUUCCCCGGGACGAGCUCAAGCCCCCCAAACGACAGGAGGAGGUGCGUCAGUCGGUGGCCCCAGCAGAGCCGGUUCAGUACUACUUCACCCUGGCUCAGCAGCCAGGCCAGGUGCAGGGCCAGCAGGCCACUGGACAACAGGCUGCCACCAUCCAGCCUGGACAGAUCAUCAUCGCGCAGCCACAGCAAGGACAGGUGCUGCAGGGGACCACAAUGCAACAGUUACAGCAGGUGCAGGUAGCCCAGUCACAGGGCACACCUAUCACGGGAGGGGCUCCAAUGACCAUGCAGGUGGGGGACCAGCAGGUCCAGAUUGUACAGGCGUCGUCCCAGGGCCAGACCCAGACGGUGCAGUCAGGACAGACCAUGCAGGUCAUGCAGCAGAUAAUCACCAACUCCGCAGAGAUCCAGCAGAUACCAGUGCAGCUGAACAAUGGUCAGUUGCAGUACAUCCGGCUGGCACAGCCUGUCUCUGGCACACAGGUGGUUCAGGGACAGAUCCAGACGCUGGGUAACACUCAGCAGGUACAGAUUACACAGACAGAGCAAGGCCAGCAGCAAUUCAACCAGUUUACUGACGGACAGCAGUUGUAUCAGAUUCAGCAGGUGAUGCCAGCGGGACAGGACCUGAGCCAGCCCUUGUUCAUCCAGUCCACCAAUCAGACGGCCGAUGGACAGGUCACCACACAGGUCAGCACAGACUGAGGCUCUGGAAGCAUCCUCCUGACCCCCCAGACCACCAAACCAUUGACCACACCACCUGCUACCAUCCAUAAGGACAGUACUGGCUCAAACCGCCAAGGGACCUCCUAGGAGGCGUCCAAAAUGGUCAAAAGUAGAGCCCAAUAUAGGGUGCCAUUUGGGAUGUACCCUCAUUCUCAUUCAAUACACUGGUCUAUGACAUGAUACUUAAAAGGGACUGUCUGACAACAACAGUUCUUUAUUCAGUGUACUGGGUCAGAUACCAAAGGGACUGUCUGACAACAACAGUUCUUUAUUCAGUGUACUGGGUCAGAUACCAAAGGGACUGUCUGACAACAACAGUUCUUUAUUCAGUGUACAGGGUCAGAUACCAAAGGGACUGUCUGACAACAACAGUUCUUUAUUCAGUGUACUGGGUCAGAUACCAAAGGGACUGUCUGACAACAACAGUUCUUUAUUCAGUGUACUGGGUCAGAUACCAAAGGGACUGUCUGACAACAACAGUUCUUUAUUCAGUGUACUGGGUCAGAUACCAAAGGGACUGUCUGACAACAACAGUUCUUUAUUCAGUGUACUGGGUCAGAUACCAAAGGGACUGCUCUACAACUCCCUCUCAUUCCCAUUUCAUAUCGUCUCUCUCUGCCUCCAUUAGUUCCUCCAGGCACCCACUCUCACCUGAUACGUUCCCCAGAAAAGCCUCACUUAGUGCCCAUUCAUGAGAGCUACACAAAGGUUAUCGGAACGCUGAAUCCUCCAGGACCCAACUCUCCUCCGUUUUAGUGACCAACUGUUCAUCCUCAGUGUCUGUAUACCCUUUAUGUACAAACCUCCUCUGUAUAUUCUCUGUCUCUCUGUGAAGUACACCAUAUGGUUGGCUCUUGUGUUCUCUAUGUGUGCCUCCCAAAUGGCUCCCUAUUCCCUAUACAAUGCACUCAUUUUGACCACGGUCCAAAGGGUUUUGGUCAAAAGUAGUGCUCUAUAGAGGGAAUGGGAUGCAUCCCCAUGCAUUCUAUUCCCUCUAGAGCACUACUUUUGACCAAAACCCUUUGGUAUCUGACCCAGGCUUGGCCCUUGUUUUGUCUCCAAGCCAAGAGAACAUGAAUCCUUUCUUUGUAAUGUUUUUAUGUGUAGACGUUUAAAAUAAUAAACUAUAAAGCCAUACUCUUACCUAAACCAUUUAAUUCACAAUAAAUCAUUGUCAAUUGUACGAGACCAGCCAUGAUAGGUCAAUUAAGUUAUGUUAGUUUCUCGCAGGUUUUUCACAUUGACGAGACAUUGCCAUCGAUGAAAGGGCUUCUAACUGUAUGAUUGAGUUUGUGUGUGUGUGUCAUUCAAUAUUGUGCAGUUACUGCAGUAUACUUUCCCCGUGGCCCUCUUCAUCUCUUCCAUUCCCCUCUCUAUCUCUCCAUUCAUUUCCACUGAUCACUCUAUCAUUGUUAGAGCAGGGAGGGGUUAGGCCUUUCUGUCUCUAUGCAGUCUCUUCUUUCUCCCCUUCUCUCUUUUUCUCUCCCUUUACUUUUUUCUCUAUCCUGAGGGGUUUGUGGUUCUCCUGCCCUGCUCUCAGAGGAAGCCUCCUGUAUAAAAACAACUCCACUGGAGGAAAGGCCCCUUUUUAGAAACUCUUUUUUUGAAUACCUGUUGUAACUUGUCAAUGUUCAUUUGUUUUUAUGACCCCCCCUCUUCCUCCUCCCCUUUCUUAUUUAGUAAGUUUAAUUAUUAUCAUUGUUGUUCUUAUUAUUGUCGAUUUGCAUGUAGUUUAAACUGCCAGCAUGAUAUGCAAUAGAUGGGUAGACAUUCUAUUUUGUAAGCAAACUUUGGGUUUGUGAGAAAAUAAAAUGCAAAUAAAAAACAUUACAUCUUUUUUCAA